CUAUAUUGCUUAUUAAAGGAAUUUUGGAGUAAUAGAAAUUAUACAUAUGUUCUAGCCAUAGUGGCCAUAGUCAAUUACAGUCACAUGAUAUCUGGUUGCAUUUGGCAUGUGCACAACAAUCGACAGAAGUUAAUAUUGAUCAGAACAACGUUGACUGCUUUAUUAUUAAUUAUUUAUUAUUAAUUUGAUAUUAUUAAUAAAAACAAUAUGGCCAAGAAACGUAGAGAUAUAACUGGCAGUAAGGAGGAACGUAUGGUGAUGACUAUAGGUGAGAUUAUUCAGGAACUACUUAUUGCCCACGAGGAACGAAGAGAUGUGGAUUUAAAUAAGUUGAAGGCACGCAUAUCUUCGAAGUACGGAUUAGAAUCUUCACCAAGACUUGUGGAUAUCAUAGCAGCAGUUCCAGCUGAUGCUAGGAAGAUUCUUGUUCCAAAACUUAAAGCUAAGCCUAUUAGGACUGCUAGUGGUAUUGCCGUAGUGGCCGUCAUGUGCAAGCCUCACAGAUGUCCUCACAUUAAUAUGACAGGAAAUAUCUGUGUCUACUGCCCAGGUGGGCCAGAUUCAGAUUUUGAAUAUUCUACCCAGUCUUACACUGGCUAUGAGCCUACAUCCAUGAGAGCAAUCAGGGCUCGCUACAAUCCCUUCUUACAAACAAGACAUCGCGUAGAACAGCUGAAACAACUUGGUCAUAGUGUCGACAAAGUCGAGUUCAUUGUCAUGGGUGGAACUUUCAUGUCACUUCCUGAAGAUUACAGGGAUUAUUUUAUUAGGAAUCUCCACGACGCCCUUUCUGGACAUGUAAGCAAUAAUGUCGAUGAAGCUGUCAAAUACUCUGAACGCAGUAGAACCAAAUGUAUUGGAAUUACCAUCGAAACAAGACCAGAUUACUGUCUAAAGAAGCAUCUGUCAGAUAUGCUCCGCUAUGGUUGUACCAGAUUAGAAAUUGGAGUUCAGUCGGUGUACGAGGAUGUGGCUCGCGACACCAAUCGCGGUCACACAGUGCGUGCUGUAUGUGAAAGUUUCCAGCUGUCUAAAGAUGCAGGUUUUAAAGUUAUCGCACACAUGAUGCCAGAUCUACCAAACGUGGACAUUGAGCGUGAUGUUGAACAAUUUGUUGAGUUUUUUGAGAAUCCAGCUUUUAGAGCAGAUGGUCUCAAGAUCUAUCCAACCUUAGUUAUCCGUGGUACAGGCUUAUAUGAAUUAUGGAAGACAGGUAGAUACAAGAGUUACCCUCCCAGCACUCUCGUGGAUUUAAUUGCUAGAAUCCUAGCACUAAUUCCACCCUGGACCAGGGUCUAUCGUGUACAACGAGACAUUCCCAUGCCUCUCGUCAGUUCCGGUGUUGAGCAUGGGAAUUUGAGGGAGUUAGCCCUCGCUAGGAUGAAGGACCUGGGUACAGAUUGCCGGGACGUCAGGACCCGCGAAGUUGGGAUUCAAGAAAUACAUCAUAAAGUCCAACCGUAUGAGGUAGAACUGAUCCGUCGUGAUUAUGUAGCCAAUAAUGGUUGGGAGACAUUUUUGUCUUACGAAGAUCCUACUCAGGAUAUAUUAGUAGGCUUACUACGUCUGAGAAAGUGUUCUGAGCAGACUUUCAGGUCUGAACUUAAGGACAGAUGCUCCAUAGUACGUGAAUUACACGUAUACGGUAGUGUCGUUCCCAUUAACGCACGAGAUCCAACAAAAUUCCAGCACCAAGGUUUCGGCAUGCUCCUUAUGGAGGAAGCUGAACGAAUUGCCAGGGAGGAACACAAUUCACGAAAACUUGCUGUCAUCUCAGGAGUCGGUACACGCAAUUAUUAUAGGAAGAUGGGGUACGAAUUAGAUGGUCCUUAUAUGUCAAAGAUUCUCGUGAAUGAAGAUUUGGAGUAGUAUAUUAAGAGGUUCUUGUAAAUAUUUAAAGGAUAUAAAGCAUAUUCAAAUAAUACUAACCGGGUAUGGCACCGACAGUAUUCAUCAAUCCAAAGACGCUACCAGCAUGUUUCGGAGCAAGAUCUGAUGGAUUGACAGCUAUAGCAUUAUUAUGAAAUCCUGAACCACCG
Messenger RNA from Cephus cinctus (wheat stem sawfly), 2039 nucleotides. RefSeq names its product probable elongator complex protein 3 (gene Elp3). The coding region runs from base 208 to 1869 and encodes 553 amino acids. The transcript has 10 exons. Gene Ontology annotation, biological process: tRNA wobble base 5-methoxycarbonylmethyl-2-thiouridinylation. Lineage: Eukaryota; Metazoa; Arthropoda; Insecta; Hymenoptera; Cephidae. Gene Ontology annotation, cellular component: cytoplasm; elongator holoenzyme complex; nucleus. Gene Ontology annotation, molecular function: acyltransferase activity, transferring groups other than amino-acyl groups; iron-sulfur cluster binding. The record is from RefSeq and is a predicted model, not a curated record.